AUGUCCACGACACAUGAAUCCGGCUAUUCGCCCCCAUUUCGAGUUUCUCUCGACCAAAUUGACUACACUGUUGGCCCUUCAGGCCCGUUGGACAACGUCAAUAUGCCUGUGGUCCCAAUACUCAGAGUAUAUGGUAAUUCAUCAACGGGGUCUAAGACAUGCGUGCACAUCCACCAAGUUUAUCCUUACUUUUUCAUUGACUAUGUCGGUUCUGUUCGGCCUAAAGAAGUCAAACGUUACAUCCAUAAACUUGUCAAGUCGCUCAAUCAUGCAAUAGCAUUAUCCCUCAAACGCAACCCAGAGUCCCCGAAAUCCCAGUACAUUCGCGCCGCAAUCCUUGUCAAAGGAGUUCCCUUCUAUGGCUUCCAUUCUUCCUACUCACCAUACCUCAAGAUUUAUGUUGCCGACCCAGCAUUGGUCAAUCGAGCAGUCACCAUCCUACGAUCUGGAAUCGUCAUGAAGGCGCGUUUCCGCAUCUACGAAAGCCACCUCAGUUUCCCCCUUCAAUUCAUGUGUGACUUUGGGCUAUAUGGCUGUGGAUUCUUGGACAUGGAAGGCGGCUGGGAGCGCUGCAAUGACGAGACGGACGACGUCCAUUCACCCUUGUUCCAGCGUUCGCCGCACUUUCGUCAGUCCACGCUACCUCUGGAAAUCGAUGUCAUCGCUCCUCAAAUACUCAAUAGACAUGCCUUGACUCCGAGGCCUGUACCUUUCACCGGUGGAGACUCGUCAUCGCCAGCUCCGCCAGACGAAAGACUCGUCCUCAGCGUGAAGGAGCUAUGGGAGGACGAGAGCAAACGGCGGCGGGCUAUGGGCCUGAAUCCGUCCCCAGAAAUACCUGUGGAGCUCAGCGACAAGUCUAGAGGGGCAGGAGGGGACUGGGUUGCUGAAGCCAGGUAUUGGGAAGCAAUCCGUAAGAGAAUCGAAUCGGAGGCCACCGUUGACUUUUCGAAAAUGGAACGUCAUCUGUGGGAAUACAGGGUCAUGACGACGUUUGAGAGUAUAGAAGCGCUUUGGGAAGACCAAUGGAAGACGUGGAAACCAUCGAAUCCACCAGAGGGCCAGCAAGGUGAACAAGAACAAGGGAAUCUGGACCACCAACAUGCGGGAGACGGUCAGGACACGGUGGAAAUUGACAUGGAGAUGUUGUCAUCGCAAACUUUCGAGCUACCAGAAGAACAAGUUGACGCAGAAGAGCCGGUGGAAGACCAGGGGCAGGAAGACCUGUGCGACGUGGAAGACGAAGAACCAGAGCAUGGGGAUGAAGAGGAGGAGGAGGUUCAGUCGGACAAUGAGAUAGGGCAACGAGAUAUAGCAGAUGUGGAAAAUCCUUUCAAACAGGAUGAAUCGUCCUCAGCGUUGCAGCCUGAACGAAACAGUGAAUAUCGAUUGAAAACCCCUCCCCUUCUUUCCCAAGUUUCCGGACCACAGUCGAAAGGAACAUCGCCCACACCUGGACAUCGAAUAUCCUCCAUGCUCACAUCUGACAUUGAGUCUGAUUUCGAGGAAUCAAAGCUUCAGGGUCAAUCAGAUCCAGGAUCCCCAGUCGAAGGGCACCGUCGCAAGAGGAGAGGCAUUAGAUUCGAAGAGGACGUCCCAGAUUCGAGCCCUAGAAAACGACAGAAAGUAAUGUUCUCUGAGCCAGGAGAAACUGCUGAAGUGCCUUCUUCCACGGCAACGAUGCCCAAGCGAGGACCGUCUAUCAUCCCACUCCGCACUGUGCACCUUUCACGAGCCUAUCAUACUUGCGCCGCCAGCAAUUUAAACCGCUAUCAAUAUUCGAUAUCUCCGCCAACUCAUCAGGAACUAAAUGCGACAAUGGAGAGCUAUGGAGUUGCUCAGCGAUUGUACCGUGUUCCGUACUACUCAAACCCGGACGACGUACCAGACAAGCCGAAGGAGUACGGCGGACUCAUCUUCCAUCUCAAGGGCGACACCCUGGACGCGCUAGAAGAUUGGGCUGCGCCAAACCUUGAUGAUGCCACCGUCCUUCCAUACUUUCAAUUCGAUUCGGAUGGAAUCGCGGGCUGGGAAUAUGCCAGCCAUCCUCCAACUAUGAGAGAAACCAAGAAGUGGCUUCAGCGAGAAAAUAGAAAGGAUUUAAAAAAUCGACCCAAGAAGUUGCAAUCCCAGAUAGAAGGGCCUACUCAGGCUAAUAUAUACGGCUUCGAUGAAUCCCCGGCUAGAGACACGCACGGUCUCCGUGGAACCUCCAAUUUCACCAUCCUCUCCCUUGAAGUAUUCGCCCCGACGGGAGACGGGGGUCUUCCUGACCCAGAGAAAAAUGAAAUUGCUGCUGUUUUCUAUGCUCUCCAGACUGCCGGGGAAACAUCGAUCCAGGCUGCAAUAAUGGCAGUCAACGCUCCUCCCUCCGACCCUAGAAGACUGCGCGAGCGCUCUAUCGAGUACGCACACAGUGAGAUAGAUCUCAUCAACAACAUAGUUGAUGCAGUCGUGGACUUGGACCCGGACAUUAUCACAGGAUGGGAAAUACAGAAGGGCCUGGACCUCAGUGAAUUGAUUGGCAGAGCCCCACAUCGCUAUGCUGGUCGCUCGAACGAUCAGUGGGGAUUCCGCAAGACGUCAACUUUCCAAGCCGUUGGACGUCACGUUUUCAAUACAUGGAGGAUCAUGAGGUCAGAACAGACCCUGACCAUGUACAGUUUUGAGAAUGUAGUCUUUCACGUCUUGCGGAGGCGGUUUCCGAAGUAUAGCCAGGAAACACUGUCAAGGUGGUAUAGGAGCUCAGUGCCCGCUCACACCUUCCGUGUCUUUGAUUAUCUACAGAAAAAGUCUUGCAUGGUGCUGGAGAUCUUGGAGGAAACGGAAGUAGUGACCAAGACGGCUGAAUUCGCUCGUGUGUUCGGAAUCGAUUUCUUCUCAGUUAUCAGUCGGGGAUCUCAAUUCAAGGUUGAAUCGUUUAUGCUUCGGAUUGCAAAACCCGAAAGUUUUGUCCUGAUCUCUCCAAGCAAGGCCGACGUUGGAAAACAAAAUGCUGCAGAAUGCAUGCCCCUGAUCAUGGAGCCGAAUUCAGCUUUCUAUACGAGCCCUAUGAUUGUCUUGGAUUUCCAAUCGCUCUACCCGUCGGUUAUGAUUGCAUACAAUUAUUGUUACUCGACUUGUCUCGGUCGUGUGCACCAUUUCCAAGGGACGUGGAAGUUUGGAGUCGACAAGUUGAAUCUUCCAGAAGGUUUACUCGGCUACCUGAAAGACGAUAUUACAGUGGCUCCCAAUGGGAUCAUGUAUGUUAAGAGCAAAGUCCGUCAAGGUUUACUCGGUCGCAUGUUGACCGAGCUAUUGGAUACUCGGGUGAUGGUGAAGCAAGCAAUGAAGGGUGUUAAGAACGAUAAGGCUCUGAAACGAGUGCUAGACGCUCGCCAGCUAGCCCUCAAAUUCAUCGCCAAUGUCACCUACGGCUAUACAAGUGCAACGUUUUCCGGAAGAAUGCCGGCCGUAGAAAUUGCGGAUAGCAUCGUCCAAACAGGACGGGAAACUUUGGAGAAGGUGAAGCCUGGGCGAUUAGAAGUUUCCUCGAAGACUUAUGAUCCUGGUUACGAUUUACAGGCAAUUAUGUUGGUGAAUAACACCAAGAAAUGGAAUGCACAGGUCGUCUACGGGGACACGGAUAGCAUGUUCAUCUAUCUGCGUGGAAGAACAAAGGAAGAGGCGUUUAGAAUAGGCCAUGAUAUAGCGGAUACCGUGACGGCCAUGAACCCGGUCCCGAUCAAGCUCAAGUUUGAAAAGGUCUACUUGCCCUGUGUCUUGAUGGCUAAGAAGCGCUACGUCGGAUUCAAGUAUGAAAGCAUCGAUGCAUCAGAACCCGGCUUCGACGCGAAAGGUAUAGAAACUGUACGGAGAGAUGGGGUUCUAGCUCAAAGGAAAAUGACGGAGAAAGCGCUCAAGCUACUGUUUCGAACGCAAGAUCUGAGCCAGGUCAAAGACUACUGCCAACGCUCUUGGACGAAGCUUCUAGACAACAAGGCCAGUCCCCAGGACUUCGUCUUUGCGAAGGAAGUGAGGAUGGGAACGUACAGUGACAAUGGUGUACCCCCUCCUGGAGUCAUGGUAGCCGCCCGGAAGAUGCUGCAGGACCCGAACUAUGAACCGCAGUACGCGGAAAGAAUUCCAUAUGUGAUUGCCAAAGGAGAGCGCGGUGUGCGCCUCGUAGAUAGGGCUAUGGACCCUACCGACUUUCUGGCGGACAAGACAUUAGAGCUGGAUGCAGAGUAUUACAUCGAGCGAGUGCUGAUUCCACCUCUCGAGAGAAUCUUUAACUUGGUAGGGGCUGACGUGAAACAAUGGUACCAGGAACUGCCCAGGGCGGUACCUGCAGAUAACGCUUCUCCGAAAAAGAUUCGCGCCUCCAUGAGCCCCGAAAAGCAGGAGACGGAAGCGUUCAAUCCAAUGGAAUGUUUAGUCUGCGGAGAGCCUUCCAACGGAGAUCUGUGCUACGAGUGCCACUAUAUUAACAGAGAGGAGACAAUUGCCAACCUCGGGGCACUCAUUCGACGAUCGGAAAGGCGACUUGUCACUGCGCAAUUGGUUUGCGCGUCGUGCACCGGCUCGGCCACAACAGAGUUAAUUGAGUGCGAAUCGUUGGACUGCCCGUGGUUCUACGACAGAGAAAAGCAAGACGAGGACCUGGCAUUGAACCCUAUAUAUGAUGCUUUGAUCAAGGACAUAGAGCUGGGCGAGGAUCCGGAGGUCGAGGCAGAGGAAUAUUGA
Molecule: messenger RNA, 4725 nt
Organism: Coprinopsis cinerea okayama7#130
Lineage: Eukaryota; Fungi; Basidiomycota; Agaricomycetes; Agaricales; Psathyrellaceae
Product: REV3
Exons: 20
Coding region: 1-4725 (1574 amino acids)
Biological process (GO): error-prone translesion synthesis; double-strand break repair via homologous recombination
Cellular component (GO): zeta DNA polymerase complex; nucleus
Molecular function (GO): nucleotide binding; DNA-directed DNA polymerase activity; DNA binding
Source: RefSeq, a predicted model, not a curated record